CAGCUAUGGAUUUGCAAGCGACGCUCGAUAGCGCACUCGCUGAAGCACAAGAAGAAUGGGAGGAAGGGGACGAGGAGUAUGACGAGGAUGAAUACGAUGCUGAAGCCGAAGAAAUUGCUAAAAGGCUAGGUGACCAGCUUCGGGCCGACAUCGCAAGGGCACAAGCAGAAGCCAGUGCGGCUCAGGCUGCUGUAUCCACCAGCACUGUGCCUCGUGCUACAACGGCACCUCCGUCCCCGGCUUGCGCAGAAGCUCCCUCUGAAUCUCAGGACUUUGUGCUAGGUCCUUCUCCUCCGCCACAGGUCAAGAAACAGGAGGCUGCGUUGGUCACCGUACGAACAAUUCUUUCGUUCGCUUACAAGGACCCUGUGGUUCGCGCAUCACUCGCUGCCCAGGUUGUCUCGUUUUCAAGCGAAAACACGAGUGUCCUGGACGUCCUCACGCGCUGCGCCACCUCCGGCACCAUUGCGAAGGAGCUCGCCAGACCGCUCAGCGAUGCCGUGGUCGCGCUCGCAAAGUCCGAGGUGCUCUUCUCUUCAAUGCGAAAUUCAGAUGCUGCCGCCAUCCAGCUCGACAAGGGCAAACGGAAGCGCGAUCAGAUGGAAGAAGACACCGGGGACGAUCGUUUUGCCAAACGAGCAGCCAUUGAAUACCCCAAUAUCCUCGCGCAGAUCUCGCAGGCAGUACGGACGAUCUCUGCCGCUUUCUCGUCGCAUAUGCAGACAAACGGUCCGCCAGAACCUCAGCUCAUUGCACUAAUACAAUACCCUCUACACCAGGUCUACCUGUUUGCUGUUACGUCGGUGCCGCGAGCACGUCAGGAGCAAAUACACUUGCUCCAGGAGCUGGGGGCGUUGAUUCAGAUGCUUGGCGUUCUUAGCAAGGUGCCAAUUGGCCCCGCACCAACACCAUGGGGAGCUCCUGCUCCCGCGGCGCCUCCAGACAUCGGCACUGCCGUCUAUCCAUGUCUCGUACCCGGCUGCACGAAGACGUUCUAUCGCCUGUACUCCCUACGGACACACCAACGCCUGCACGCUCUCGUCGACCGCCCGUACCGCUGUCCGGUGUGCCCGGCAUCAUUCCAGCGGAACCACGACCUCAAGCGGCACACGAAGCUGCACGACAACACGGCGUGGAAAUGCUGCGGGUGCGGCAAGAUCUUCUCGCGGCGGGACGCGAUCAAGCGGCACAAGGACAGUCGCGGGCGCGGCGGCAAGGGACACGUCGACCUCGCAUGCGCAACGGCCGAGAUCGAAGAAGUCGAGGUCGACAAGGAGGAGGGCGAGGAGGACGCGACGCGCCGCGCCAAGCUCUGGAACGGCAUCGUCGCGAACCAGCUGGCCACCGCGGCGAGUGUCCUCCCGCCUGGCCACCUCGAGCUGCACAGCGAGCCCGGUCCGGGCGUCGAGGACGACAAGACCGAGGAGGGCGAGGUCCCGCCGCACAUCGUCGAGCACGCGCAGGUCGUGGCGCUGCAGCUGUACCCGGUCAUCAAGAGCCGCGUCGCUCCUGCCGUCCCCUCCUCUGCGUUCCCGCCCGCGCCGAGUGCUGGCCCACAUCCGACGCUCGCAAGUGUCAUGGCGAGGUCGCUCCCGCCGUACCAGCCGCCUGCACCGCCGCCUGCGUCGGACGCCCUGACGAGCGCGGCGAGCGAGCCUGCGCCUGCGGCGGAACAGCCGGACCCCGCCGCGUCGAUCUCGCUGCCCUGGCUGUCAGAAGAGCAGACGAAGCUGCUGGAGGAGGCGAUCGCGCAGGCGGCGGCGGCUGCCCAGGCUCAGGCCGAGGCCGAGGCGGCGCUCGAAGAGGAGGGAGAGGACGAGGACGAGGAAGGGGACGGGGACGAGGUGGGCACCACUUAGCCUGUGUCUUGGACGGUUUCGGGCGUGAAUAAUCACUCAAGACGCCUGACGGUCACCGCUAUCGUCACGGGUGACGAACCUUCAAGGGUACUCCAAGAACGGGGCUGUACCGGCGUUCUGUUGUGCCCGUAGUGGAUUGUCGUGGGACAGGCUUGGAGAUGAUGAUGUGUACGUUGGUAUUAGACGUAAGCCGGCACUUGGCACCCCUCGCGGCCGGCAACGAGAUCAUGGCGUGCUGGUAGGAUGUCUUCGUCGACCACUAAAGCGACAGAAAG
This is a messenger RNA of Phanerochaete carnosa HHB-10118-sp, 2134 nucleotides long. RefSeq lists its product as uncharacterized. Bases 6 to 1859 code for a protein of 617 amino acids. Gene Ontology annotation, biological process: regulation of transcription by RNA polymerase II. Lineage: Eukaryota; Fungi; Basidiomycota; Agaricomycetes; Polyporales; Phanerochaetaceae. The record is from RefSeq and is a predicted model, not a curated record. Gene Ontology annotation, molecular function: DNA-binding transcription factor activity; RNA polymerase II cis-regulatory region sequence-specific DNA binding. The transcript has a single exon.